AUGGAUAUUUCUGCGCAUUUAGGCUAUCGAGGUAUCGACUUCAUCACGAUGUUUAAUUAUGUUUGGGCGGUUGAACUGAAUCGAUACGGUUUGGAGUUCGUUGGUUUAUGGCCAAAAACUGACGAAGUAGCCAAUAACGAUCUUCGCGCAAUCGUUACUUUUAUUCUAGUCACUUUCUUUUGCUUUAUUCCUCUUCUAUGUUCUCUCGUGCGAGUGUGGAAUGAUAUGAUAUUUAUCAUAGACAAUCUUCAAGCGACUCUACCGGUAACUGUGGUUUUGGUGAAACUCAUCAUCAUGUGGUGGAAACGAAAAGGCGCCUCGCUUAUUAUGAGGAUGAUAGCGGAAGAUUGGAUCGAAGUAAAAGUAGACGCGGAUAGGGACGUGAUGAUAAGACGAGCACAAUCUGCCCGUCUGAUCGUGAUUUGCGGAUACGUUUCAAUGCUAUUCACGUAUAUCAUGAUCAUCAUUCUUCCUGCGUUCGGUUUGCACUUUAGAUAUAUAACGAACUUCACCGACGGGAACAAAGAACUGCCGCUGCAAACGUAUUAUUUUUACGACACGAGCAAAAGUCCACAAUUCGAACUCACGUACGCCGUUCAAGCACUAUCGAUGUUUUUGGGCGUCAUAACUUACACGUCGGUAGAUGCAUUCUUCGGGCUCGCAAUCUUUCACAUUUGCGGUCAGAUGGAAAACUUCAAGCGCAGAAUGCUUACCUUGAUCUCAAAUAAAAAUUUCGACUGCGCUCUACGUAAUAACGUAAAAAUCCAUCUACGACUACAUUUGCAUACAUACUUUUAUAGAUUUGCUAAUAAUGUCGAAGAUACAUUCGCUUUCAUGAUGUUGGGACUGGUAUUUUAUUUUGCUAUUGUAUUUUGUUUAUACGGAUUUGUAUUAGUUUCUAUAAUUUCUGGUAAUGACACGAAUAAUAUAUCUGUUUCACGAAAAUGUUUCGCAGUUUUGGUUGUUGUUAUUCUGUUGUCAUACACGCUUCUCUACUGUGCUGCUGGAGAAAUUGUAACAGAGCAAUGUGAAGCAUUAUAUCGUACUUUAUGCGAUCUUGAGUGGUACAAAUUAGAGUCGAGAAAGCAGAGUGUUAUUAUUUUAUUGAUGCUACGUGCCAAUAAACCUUUUCGCAUCACAGCAGGAAAACUAUUUCCGUUAACGGUAUCCACAUUUUGCAGCUUAUUAAAAACAUCUGCUGGCUACAUAUCAUUUUUACUGGCAAUGAGCGAAUGA
Messenger RNA from Pseudomyrmex gracilis, 1236 nucleotides. Its product is annotated as odorant receptor 22c-like. Gene Ontology annotation, molecular function: odorant binding; olfactory receptor activity. Gene Ontology annotation, biological process: sensory perception of smell; detection of chemical stimulus involved in sensory perception of smell. Bases 1 to 1236 code for a protein of 411 amino acids. Gene Ontology annotation, cellular component: plasma membrane. The record is from RefSeq and is a predicted model, not a curated record. Lineage: Eukaryota; Metazoa; Arthropoda; Insecta; Hymenoptera; Formicidae. The transcript is spliced from 7 exons.